This is a messenger RNA of Eleginops maclovinus (Patagonian blennie), 4918 nucleotides long. It is a transcript of the gene strip2, whose product is annotated as striatin interacting protein 2. The record is from RefSeq and is a predicted model, not a curated record. NCBI's taxonomy places the organism in Eukaryota, Metazoa, Chordata, Actinopteri, Perciformes, Eleginopidae. Bases 102 to 2645 code for a protein of 847 amino acids. The transcript has 22 exons. Gene Ontology annotation, biological process: cytoskeleton organization. Gene Ontology annotation, cellular component: cytosol.
ACUUGAGCUCAGGAGCCGGUGCCUUGCUCCAGUCUCAGCUCUCCACCGGACCGGUAUGCACUAUCCGCCUCAGAGGAAGUGAUCCGCGGCGACCGAGAACGAUGCAGGCGGAGGACAUGGAGGUACCUAUCAUAAAUAACCUUAACGAUAACGGCGACAGACAGAGGCCGAAAGGGAAAGAUGUGUUCAAGGAUCUGCAGAAGGAGUCGGAGAGCUCCAUGGAGUCCCCUAACCUGGAGUUUGAGUACGGAGAUACAGACGUGCUGACUGCUGAGCUUUCAGAGCUCUACAGUUACACAGAAGAGCCGGAGUUUGCGCUGAACAGAGACUACUUUGAGGAGGACUUCAGGAGCCAUGCUCGAGACAGGAGGUGGAUCGAGCUGAAGGUGGAGGAGCAGAAAACCUAUGUGAUGAGGUUGUUGGAUGCGUUGGAGGUCACGGACAGAGAUAAGAGGCUGAAGGUGGCCAGGGCAAUCCUCUACUUGGCUCAGGGAGUGUUUGAUGAGUGUGACACUGAUGUGGAUGUGCUCCACUGGUCCAGACACAAUGUCUUUCUGCUCUACGACAUGGGAAUCUUCACAGCACUGCUGGAGCUGCUUACCAUGGAGAUAGACAAUAACCAGGCGUGCAGCAGUGCAGUGAGGAAGCCUGCCAUCUCUCUUGCAGACAGCACAGAGCUCAGAGUGCUACUGAGCAUCAUGUACCUGAUGGUGGAGACAGUUAGAGUUCAAACUGAGGAUGAUCGCCCAGAGUGGAGAGCAGCAAGAGAAGCCUUCAAGAAUGAGCUAGGUUCCCCUCUGUACAACGGAGAGCCCUUUGCCCUGCUCCUCUUCACCAUGGUGACCAAGUUCUGCAGCAUGAAUGCCCCACACUUCCCCAUGAAGAAAGUGCUGCUGCUGCUCUGGAAGACAAUACUGUUCACCUUGGGGGGGUUCGAGGAGCUCCAGGAGAUGAAUGUGCGGGGCCGGGAGCGUCUGAACCUGCCCCCGCUGCCGGAGGACAGCAUCAAGGUGGUGAGGGCGAUGAGAGCUGCCUCCCCUCCGGCCUCUGCCAUGGAGCUCAUCGAACAACAGCAGCAGCAGAAGAGAGGCCGCCGCAGCCGAAGGAGUGCCUUUGUUGAUAGCUUGGAAGGAGACAGUCCCUUUCCCAAGAAGCAGCCCCUGGUGAAACAGGACAGCCUGGACACGUACAACGAGCGGGACCCCUUCAAGAAUGACGACGCCCGGGAUGAGGAGGAGGACCCCGAGGACACAGACAGCGGCAUCGAGGGAGAGGUGGACCCCUUGGACCGCGAUGUCAUCAUCCAGCCCCCGCCUCCACCGCCGCCCCUCAGACCCCCCACAGAGAAGGUCAACUUACCCAAAGGUCUUCCCUGGGCCCCUAAAGUCAGGGAGAAAGACAUCGAGCACUUCCUCGAGACCAGCCGAAACAAGUUCAUCGGUUUCACUCUGGGGAAUGAUACAGACACCCUGGUGGGCCUGCCCAGACCAAUCCACGAGAGCGUGAAGACUCUCAAACAGCACAAAUAUGUUUCCAUCGCAGAAGUCCAGAUCCAAAAGGAGGACGAGCUGCAGCAGUGUCCAAUGACUCUGGGGGAGGAGGAUGUGGAGGACACGCCAACAGAGAUGCUGUACCUGGGCAUGCUUCCUAACCUCUCCCAGUAUGUGAUUGCCCUCCUGAAGCUGCUGCUGGCUGCAGCUCCCACCUCCAAAGCCAAAACGGACUCAAUAAACAUCUUGGCUGAUGUUCUGCCUGAGGAGAUGCCUAUCACAGUCCUUCAGAGCAUGAAGCUGGGAAUCGAUGUGAACCGCCACAAGGAAAUCAUCGUCAAGGCCAUCUCUGCUCUGCUGCUGCUGCUCCUCAAACACUUCAAACUCAACCAUAUUUACCAGUUCGAGAUUGUCUCCCAGCAUCUGGUGUUUGCCAACUGUAUCCCACUCAUCCUUAAGUUCUUCAACCAGAACAUCAUGUCCUAUAUCAGUGCCAAAAACAGCAUUUGUGUGCUGGACUUCCCCCACUGCGUGGUCCAUGAAAUGCCUGAGCUCACCGCAGAGAGCCUGGAAGCAGGAGACAGCAACCAGUUCUGCUGGAGGAACCUGUUUUCAUGCAUCAAUCUGCUGAGAAUAUUAAACAAGCUGACCAAGUGGAAACACUCCAGGACGAUGAUGCUGGUGGUGUUCAAGUCCGCCCCCAUCCUGAAGAGAGCUCUGAAGGUGAAGCAGGCCAUGAUGCAGCUCUACGUCCUCAAGCUGCUGAAGAUCCAGACCAAGUACCUGGGCCGCCAGUGGAGGAAGAGCAACAUGAAGACCAUGUCGGCCAUCUAUCAGAAGGUCCGCCACAGGCUCAAUGACGACUGGGCCUACGGAAACGAUAUCGACGCUCGUCCCUGGGACUUCCAGGCGGAGGAGUGCGCCCUGCGGGAGAGCAUUGAGAAGUUCAACAGCCGCCGCUACGACAAGAACAAGAACGGGGAGUUUGCGCCCGUUGACAACUGUCUGCAGAGCGUGCUGGGCCAGCGGGUGGAGCUGCCCGAGGACUUCCACUACAGCUACGAGAUGUGGCUGGAGAGAGAGGUCUUCUCACAGCCCAUCCAGUGGGAGGGGCUGCUGCAGUAUGGAGGGCAGGGAGCGAAGGGUGGGAUGUAGAGAGAGGUCAAGCCUAUUGGAAUGGUUUUAAGGUGUUUCCUUAGUGCAAAAAAUGGAAGUUGAAGGAGGAUGGGGGUUAUACUUCACAUGAGUGAUGGGGGAAUGGGGGAGGGUGAAGAAGCUGGAGAUGGAGAAGCCACCUCCCAGGCUAUGCAGGGAUGACAGAAAAUGGAAGAUGAAGGGAAGCAAAUUUGACGAACGAAUGGAGCGUCCUACUGUGAGCCAAACACACACAGACACACACUCGAUGUUAACAUGUGCCUACGACUACUGUGAACACACAUGGACAGGCAAGAGCAGAGGUAGCAGCUAAUAAGAAGUAGCAGGACAUGGCCAGUUAUACUACCCCCCACCCCCCCCCCCCCCCCCCCACCUGAAAAAACAAUGUCACCACUUUGUCAAUUUGUAUGUCCCCCUUUUUAAAACGUUGGUGCUUUUUUGGACGGUCUUUUCCUAUUUAUUUGUGAGGCGUUGAAAUUCUUAUUUUUUUCAAAUUAAGAUGAUUUAUAAUCCGUUUGUUUUUUUAAUUAUUUUUUACACAAAGCCUACUUUAGGUUUCGGGGUGUAGUUGAUGGAUUUUUCUUAAGCAUUUUCUAGAAAAAUAUAAGGGCCUUUUGGGAAGAAAAACCACAGGGUGAUUUUCAUGGUUUAAACGUACAAGUCGGAUCUAUUUCCACCAAUGGCAUAGUGAUUUUACAUAAUAUGUCAAGAGAAUAUACCAGCUGUAUUGUUUGUUUGUUCGUGAAUGUAAAAAUGAUGUAGCAGGAGAAAGAAAAAAGCUACAUGAAAAUAGGAAGAAGUUGUGAUAUAGAAGGAAUCUGAUAUCUUUUUCAAAUAGAAACCGAUAUAGAAUCGUUAAUAUUCCAGGACUUUUAGGGACUUCAAAAUCCAGAAAUCACACAUUUAUAUCCCUGAUGUCAUCCAGCAUUUAUUCCUAUUCACAUUUCAAACCUAAGAGCAGUUAUGGUCCCAUAGAGAAAACAGAGGGGUGUUUUUGUGCACCAAAAAACGUUGUCUCCACUUUCUAAAAAUACUCUUUAAAAAUCUUCAGAUAAAUUGGAAAUUCCCGUUUUUGUGUCGCCUGUCAAAGGUCAUUUCUGAGUAUGGGGGACAUACCACUGAGUUUUUAUGAUGAAAUGAUCAGAAUAACUAACAAUCGUGACUCCACCCCCCCCCUCUGACCAACAGCACAAUUACCCACAGUCCUCCUCGGUGGUGGCCUUGGUGAGCACUUUGCCACCCUUUGCUUAGAAGAACACAGCUGUCACAAUAAUGGUGCUGGUUUUUUUUCUCAUUCGUCUUCACUGUCGCUCACAUCCAACUACCUAAAGCGGGGCCCCAGAGUUGGGAGCUCCUGUAAAUGUCUGAAAACUGAAGCACAUAAAACAAAAAAGCGUGGUCACCUUCUUUUCAUAUCACUCACACUCAGAUUGAAGAGCAGUCAUUUAUUAACUCUGUAUAGAACAAUAGUUUUGUCUUUCUGUGGAAAUGUGCAUGGCCACUUUUUUUGUACCUGGUCACAUUUUAAUUUGUGGAAUGGCUUUAUUUUUUUUCCCAGCACAAAUAGAAAAGUGUACUUGUUUCCUCUUCUGCAUUGCAAGAGAGUUUUUCUUCUUCUUCUUCUUCUUCUUCUUCUUCUUCUUCUUCUCGUAUAAAAAUAAUAUUGUGUUCUUAAUAGAUUCUCAGGUUUCCGGAGAUAAUAUAUUGCAAAGGUUUUUAAGCUUCCUUGCCAUCAUCUAGCUCAUUACCUGUAGUGAUGAAGACACUUUGAUAAUCACAUUCUUAUAUAAAAACACCUGAAGCAUUAAACGUAUACUGCACAGGCUGGUCAACACAACAACUCAUCGUAAGUUUGUAUUCACGUCAGGAACGUUUCAUGUUGGGAUGUAUUUUUUUGUAUCUUGUGCCAAAUUUCAGUGCCAUUUUGUAUAUUGUAUUUCAUCGUUGUUGCCUCCAUGAUUAUAUUUUUUAUCAUUCAAUUAACCACUGAAGGUUUGCAAUACAAAACUGUUUUUUUUCUACAGGAGAAUUGUAAAAUCAAUGAAAGUAGAUGUUUCUUGUAUCUGGUUCAGUAUUUUAACAGGGGUGUUACGCAUUGUAUGGGUGUUGCUACAGUAUCUAAGUGUUUUUUUUUUGUUACUCACAUUUCCAUAUCUGUAUAGUCUAUAAAAAAUAAAUGAAAUACUGGAUCUGUUCUGGGGUAUGUGCAAUGACAGAUUCAUAGAGGCAUUAUUUAAUAGAAUGAAGUACAAUAUUAAAUAAUGUUGAAGAGU